This is a messenger RNA of Setaria italica (foxtail millet), 577 nucleotides long. RefSeq lists its product as uncharacterized. Gene Ontology annotation, cellular component: chloroplast. The coding region runs from base 78 to 386 and encodes 102 amino acids. Gene Ontology annotation, biological process: chloroplast organization; thylakoid membrane organization. The record is from RefSeq and is a predicted model, not a curated record. NCBI's taxonomy places the organism in Eukaryota, Viridiplantae, Streptophyta, Magnoliopsida, Poales, Poaceae. The transcript is spliced from 3 exons.
GUUCACAAUUUCAGCAACCUAAGGUUAAUCGCAUCUCAUUUGAAUAGAAAGUGUCUGCUAAAACAACAUUGAGAAGUAUGAGGUGUAAAGCUACUCAAACCCAAAGCGUCCAAAAGAAAUCUUCAAGUGCAACUGUUCAACGUGAUAAGAAAGGGAAAGUUCAAGGGCCAAAGCUGGACGAUGGAAGUGGUGGGUUCCCUCCGUUCCGCUUCGGCAAAGGUGGGGGCGGUGGUGGAGGUGGCGGGGGUGGCAGCAACUACUUCGGCAGAUUCCUGCUCCUCUCCUGUGUGUUGCUCCUGGAUUACCUGAAGGAGUUUGAGAAGUACCUGCUUACUCGGAAGCACCGAGGUGGAGACGACACCAGCAACGGGCUGCUACAACCAUGAUCACCCUUCGCCAGUCUCACUAGCACUAGCUACUCGUUUCUGUUCUAAUGAAGAAGGCUUCUGGUUGUGGCUGCCAUUUGGAACAUAACAUGUGACUGUCAUGGUAGUUUAUGUUCUCUUUCUGAUGGACUUCUGAGAAAGAUCAUGUUGGACUUGAGACUCAAAUUACAGGACUGCGGGUAGUUUAUGUU